Molecule: messenger RNA, 1797 nt
Organism: Aplosporella prunicola CBS 121167
Lineage: Eukaryota; Fungi; Ascomycota; Dothideomycetes; Botryosphaeriales; Aplosporellaceae
Exons: 2
Coding region: 154-1503 (449 amino acids)
Biological process (GO): polysaccharide biosynthetic process
Cellular component (GO): membrane
Source: RefSeq, a predicted model, not a curated record
GCCCUUGCCGCGUUGUCAUGGCGGAGCCUAGCGCCGCUUGAUAAACAUAGCUGCCGUUGUCCAGCCGCACUGAGCAGCAAAACACGGCUGCCACGAGCGAUAGCUGUCAACCCCUCCUCUCCUCCUCUUCCUCCUUCUCUUCCUCUAACCACCAUGCUGUUCCAACGGCCGGAUGAGAAGACUGAUUCCAGCCUGAAGCCCUCCAGCUUCCUGUCUUUGCGCUCGCCUCCCUCGCCUUACUCUGACCAUGACUGGCUCAUUGGUCUCCGCGGCCUGCUGGCCAUUGAGACCUUCGUCUGGGUCUUUCUCAUCACCUUUGUGCCGGCGACGGUCAAGGACGCAGAGACGCAGGACGGGCCUCUUUACCAGGUCGUCUUGCGCAAGACUCUCUCCGUCCUCUUCUGGAACCAGUCUCUCAUCUAUUCGUGGAUCAUCCUGCUCUCUGCACGCACCAUCUGCCUGCCAUUCCUGAGAAAUCCGAGUCGCACCGUUGUCGCGAGCAGUGCCUUCCGCCGCGGCAUCCGGCUUUGGAUCCCGACGGCCGUCGGAUUCGCUUUGCCAGUCAUCAUCCUCGGCCAAAUUGGACACGGCUACCUCGACGAAUUCAAAUCGCGCACUGGCAAUGAUUCCAUUGCCACGCCCGACCGGAUUCCAAAUUUCCUCGUUUGGUUUAAUUCGCAAUUCGAGCUCUUCUGGGCGACUAGGGAUUAUGCGAAGCAGAUGGGAAGCACAGCGUUCCCUACACAGACUCUAUGGAGCGUCAACCUCAUCUUCCAGCAGAGCUACACGGUCUAUAUGACCAUGGUCUGCAUUCCGUACACACGCAACUCCUGGCGCGUCAAAGCUUUCAUCGCCAUGAUCCUCACGGCUUGGUGGGUCCAGUCCUGGGCAUGGUACUCAGUGACCGGCCUUCUGCUCGCUGACGUGGUCGACAAUAUGGAUUUUCGGACGAAGGCCAAACAGGGCGUUUUCGUCCCGCUUCCAGGCCGUCGGCAACUGCGCAUACCAUCGUGGCUCUUCUACGCCGCCAUCUUGCUUGCUGGUCUCAUAAUGGAGUAUAUCUGGGUUGCGUGGCGCCCGCAGUUUGCAGGUGCGGAGCUCAAGGCCCACACAGGGUUGUACAAUGCCGGAUCCCUGAAUGCCGAGCUAGACCUCACUCAGCCGCAAGCCCGAGAUGACAACUAUCUCCUCAUCCUGGGCUUCAUGCUCGUGAUAGAGACCUCGGAAAUGCUGCAGUGGGUCUUCUCGAACCGAUUCCUUAUGUAUUUGGGCCGUCGGUCUUUCAGCUACUAUCUCGUGACCCCGACGAUCGUAUACACGGCGGGCAUCAAAGUCUUCAUGCACCUGCGCUUUGCCCAAAACUGGCCCUUCCCAGCGAGCACAAUCCUCACGUUGUUUGUGUGCUUGGUGACGACAGUCCCUUCGGCGGAAGUCCUUUACCGCCUGGUCGACCGACCAUCGCAGGCCCUUGCGUACGCCGCGUGGGACUUUAUCAUCGCAUAGUGCUGCGUGGCCGGCGGAGAGAGCCAAGCCGGACCGGAAGGUGGUUCGGGCGAAUGGGGAAGUGUCCAUUCUGGAGACUGUCGAAUGCCUAUGCGCGGGUUGUCAGUUGGGAUUGCGGAUGCAGAUCUUCUGCUAGCUAAUGGGAAGCCAAGCUUGAGUGUUAUCGCGCGCGAGUCGGCUGGACGGGGUCAGUGGUGUAAGCAUAGACAGCGACUAUGAUUAUCUUGUUUUGUUGUGUUUUUGCUUGUACUCGGAUAGACGUCUAAUGGGAUAUUGUGACACCAUACCAUGGAU